AUGCUCCUGCUGCGUCGUUUCGUUCGACACGCGAGUCUUUCGUCGACUACCGCCUUGCACACACUGAAAUUAUCGACGCUAUCAUCUUCUCCGCUGAAUGUGCUGGUCAUUGAUGGCUACGCGCCUGAUGGCCGCACCGAACUUGAAGCUGGUGGCGCUAGCACAGCCGGUAAGCUUUACGUCGAUCUGUUGAAUAACGCAGCGCCUGCAGGUGUAAAAAUUGCAUCAGAGAUUGUAUUUCCUUCUGAUAAUGACUUUGAGACUCCAGAUUUAUCUCAGUACCAUGCAGUCGCGUGGACAGGCUGUUCAUUGACGAUCCACAAUACUAGAGAUGUCCGUGUCACCAAGCAGAUUGAAUUAUCAAAAAAGAUCUUUGAGGAAGGCAUUCCGCAGUAUGGUAGCUGUUGGGCGGCUCAGAUUGCAGUUGCUGCUGCAGGAGGUUUUUGUGGACCAAACCCUCGAGGUCGUGAGAUGGGCAUUGCGCGCAAGAUUCAGCUCUCUCCAGAAGGCCGUGCACAUCCGAUGUUUGAGGGCAAGCCAUCAGUGUUUGAUGCUUUUACGAGUCAUAGCGAUGAAGUGACCCACAUGCCUUCUGGAGGACUUGCGCUAGGUGGAAACGAGUUUACAACAGUACAGGCAGUUGCAAUACGUCACAAGAAGGGCGACUUUUGGGCCGUACAAUACCAUCCAGAAUACGACUUGCACGAGCUCGCGCGACUCACGUACUGCCGUCGUGCUAAACUCGUUGGUCUGGGAUUCUUUGCUGAUAUGAAGAGCGCGGACCAGUAUGUGGAUGAUUUAGAAAAUUUGCACAUCAAUCCAUCUCGAUACGACAUUGCGUGGCGUCUUGGACUGGAUGCAGACGUCAUGGAUGAGAACAUUCGCCACUGUGAGACGCGCAACUUCAUUAAGUAUCUUGCGCUUCCAUACAAAGCGGCGACAGUGGUCAAGUAA
Peronospora belbahrii is the source of this 954-nucleotide messenger RNA. Lineage: Eukaryota; Oomycota; Peronosporomycetes; Peronosporales; Peronosporaceae. The record is from the annotation of a GenBank genome assembly.